AUGCAGUUCGUGGGCCCACAGAUGAUGAUUCCUCCGGACCAAGAGCUGCUGGUCUGGUAUGGGAACUCCCAUAACACUUUCCUGGGCAUCCCGGGUGUGCCAGGGCUGGAAGAGGAGCAGAAGAAGAACAAGCAUGAGGACUUCCACGCGGUGGAGACGGGGGCCAGCACAACGGGACGCAUGCGCUGCGUCAUCUGCCACCGCGGCUUCAACUCCCGCAGCAACCUGCGCUCCCACAUGCGCAUCCACACGCUGGACAAGCCCUUCGUGUGCCGCUUCUGCAACCGCCGCUUCAGCCAGUCCUCCACGCUCCGCAACCACGUCCGCCUGCACACCGGCGAGCGGCCCUACAAGUGCCAGGUUUGCCAAAGUGCCUAUUCCCAGCUCGCGGGGCUGCGGGCGCACCAGAAGAGCGCUCGCCAUCGGCCCCCCAACACCUCCCUGCAGGCUCACUCGCCGGCACUGCCCGUGCCCCAUCCUGCUUCUCUGGCCCAUCACAUCCCCACCAUGGUGCUGUGA
Messenger RNA from Melopsittacus undulatus (budgerigar), 519 nucleotides. It is a transcript of the gene PRDM12, whose product is annotated as PR/SET domain 12. Gene Ontology annotation, biological process: regulation of gene expression; neurogenesis. Gene Ontology annotation, molecular function: histone methyltransferase binding. The coding region runs from base 1 to 519 and encodes 172 amino acids. The record is from RefSeq and is a predicted model, not a curated record. Gene Ontology annotation, cellular component: nucleus. NCBI's taxonomy places the organism in Eukaryota, Metazoa, Chordata, Aves, Psittaciformes, Psittaculidae. The transcript has 3 exons.